Peronospora matthiolae is the source of this 411-nucleotide messenger RNA. NCBI's taxonomy places the organism in Eukaryota, Oomycota, Peronosporomycetes, Peronosporales, Peronosporaceae. The record is from the annotation of a GenBank genome assembly.
AUGGAUAUGGUGGCGGCGGGAACACCUGAUCCGGCUAGAGGGUCGGAUCAGCUUGAUGUUCAAGUGCUGAACCUUCUAACGGAACAGUUGCAAGAUGACCUGGAUCUUGAACGGACUCGGCGUUAUGGGCUUCAAGACCUUGUAAGGGACAAUUAUAAUUACCUUACGCACGAUCGUUCGGACGAUCGUGCCGCUUUUGCGUUCGCGCAACUUGAGAACGAACGUUCGACUCGUUCUCUUCGUAUUGAGCUGGCUGUAGCUCGUCAGGGCAUUGAUCAACUGCGUGAGCAGGUCGCUUCGCUAGUCUACCAGACUGGCUCGUUGAAACGGGACCACUCGAAGGUGGUCAAAGUCAAAGACGGCGGAGACACAUCGGAACAAGCAAGCGAUCAAAGCAAAAAAUGGUACUGA